UUUUCACAUUGGGUACCCAAAAAUCUCAAAUUUCUACGGUUCGCUUCUGUCAGCUCCUACCCCCGAUUGUCUUUUAUCCUCUCCGACUCACCUACCCGCGAUUGUCAGCUCCUCUUCCUGCAAAAAGAAUAUUUUAUCUAAAAAGGGUGCCAAUUUUUCCAAUUUUUCUUACAGAUCCGACGACCCAAUUUCUAUGCUACAAUUUCAAGAUUUUCUUUGCUCAGUCCUGAAAUUAUAGGGAAGUUAUCUCUCGUUUGAAGAAACAAUGGCAUCGCCGUCAGAUCACAAGGCUACCAUCAUUGAUGGUAAAGCAAUUGCUCAAACUAUUCGUUCUGAGAUUGCUUCUGAAGUCCGACUCCUUUCAGAAAAGUAUGGCAAGGUCCCUGGGUUGGCAGUAGUCAUUGUAGGAAAUAGGAAGGAUUCUCAAAGUUAUGUGAAUAUGAAGAGAAAAUCUUGUGCUGAGCUUGGCAUUCAAUCUUUUGACAUAGAUCUCCCAGAGGACGUAGCUGAAGAUGAAUUGAUUAGCAAGGUCCACGAGCUGAAUGCUAAUCCUGAUGUACAUGGUAUACUGGUACAGCUUCCGUUACCAAAACAUAUUAAUGAAGAGAGAGUUCUAGGUGAAAUCAGUCUGGAAAAGGAUGUAGAUGGCUUUCAUCCUCUGAAUAUUGGCAAGCUUGCAAUGAAAGACAGACAACCUCUGUUCCUCCCUUGCACGCCCAAGGGAUGCAUCGAGCUUUUACAUCGGAGUGGGAUUAGCAUAAAGGGGAAGAAUGCAGUUGUGGUUGGUCGAAGUAACAUUGUUGGAUUACCAGUGUCUCUGCUCCUUCUGAAGGAAAAUGCCACUGUUACUAUAGUUCACUCGCGCACCAAGGAACCAGAAAAAAUCGUUCGUGAAGCAGACAUUAUUAUUGCUGCUGCGGGGCAAGCUAUGAUGAUCAAAGGCAGCUGGAUCAAACCUGGUGCUGCAGUGAUUGACGUAGGGACAAAUGCUGUUGAUGAUCCUACUAGGAAGUCAGGAUAUAGGCUUGUUGGAGAUGUCGAUUUUCAGGAAGCAUGUAAUGUAGCUGGAUGGAUAACUCCAGUUCCGGGAGGUGUAGGACCGAUGACUGUUGCAAUGCUUCUCAAGAAUACCUUGGAUGGAGCUAAACGAGUUAUUGAGAAGUAAACACUUUCUUUAGCUCUUUACACCUACAAUAAGAUGUCAAGGCUGCUAAGCUGCUGAUAUUUUCUUAUAUUUAAAGAAAACCAUACAUUUAGAGGUGGAACUUUCAAUCGAGAAAUAGCAAUGAGACUGUUCCUGUUAUGUGGAUUUCAUGUUGGGAAUUCAAAGAGCUUCGCGAAAUCUAAAGUUUUCACUAGGACUGUCGAAGUUAAGACACUUUAUUGCUACGCUAGCCUAAGGUCUUGAACUACAAGAUUUUAGCAUUUCUUUUUGCAAUGUCACUUUGAAAAUGCACUACAUCUAACAAAAAAAGGAUCCUUCUUCUA
This is a messenger RNA of Nicotiana attenuata, 1488 nucleotides long. RefSeq names its product bifunctional protein FolD 2-like. Bases 266 to 1165 code for a protein of 299 amino acids. Gene Ontology annotation, molecular function: methylenetetrahydrofolate dehydrogenase (NADP+) activity; methenyltetrahydrofolate cyclohydrolase activity. The record is from RefSeq and is a predicted model, not a curated record. NCBI's taxonomy places the organism in Eukaryota, Viridiplantae, Streptophyta, Magnoliopsida, Solanales, Solanaceae. Gene Ontology annotation, biological process: tetrahydrofolate interconversion. The transcript is spliced from 6 exons. Gene Ontology annotation, cellular component: cytosol.